AUUGCUGAAGUGAGACUAGAAAGAGAAGAUGAACAAUUCCCUGGAUUACCUGGCCUACCCUGUCAUCGUCUCAAACCACAGGCAAACCACAACCUUCAGAAAGAAACUGGACUUAAGCCACUACAUAUCUCACAAGAACAGAAUACAAAUAGUGAAGCCGGCCGUUGACACCAAGCCUCCAGUGGCGCACACACACCACAUUUUUAAGUUGAGCAAACUACAGGGUGAACAAAAGAGAAUCGACAAAAUCGAGUAUGAAAAUAAGCAACUAUGUCAGAAAAUCGCAGACGCCCAUCGCGGCCCUGCCAAGGUGGACUGCUGGAAUGAAUAUCUUUCCAAGAGCUUAAACAGAGAAACAAGGAACCGUGAGCUAGUGAGAAUCACCGUGGAAAACCAGGGAAUUCUGAAGAGGCUUGGUGAUCGCAAACCCCACUACGACUGCAGGGCAUCUGAGAUCGACUGGCAGAAUUCAAGGCGCUAUAUCAGAAAUACAACAAGAUAUUCUCUGCCGAGAUGAAUAGGUUACUCACCGUGGGAAAAGGCGCAAGGGAAGGCCCUAGGAUUUCUCAGCUGCUUAGAAUUUCAAGACGCUCUCUGAGCGACUGAGUGCUGAAUCUUAGGAUGUGUCAAUAAAGCUUGGAACAUACAA
Molecule: messenger RNA, 649 nt
Organism: Carlito syrichta (Philippine tarsier)
Lineage: Eukaryota; Metazoa; Chordata; Mammalia; Primates; Tarsiidae
Gene: CFAP97D1
Product: chromosome unknown C17orf105 homolog
Exons: 6
Coding region: 29-517 (162 amino acids)
Biological process (GO): sperm axoneme assembly
Source: RefSeq, a predicted model, not a curated record